This is a messenger RNA of Panonychus citri (citrus red mite), 1678 nucleotides long. RefSeq names its product mitoguardin 2-like (gene Miga). The record is from RefSeq and is a predicted model, not a curated record. Gene Ontology annotation, biological process: mitochondrial fusion. Lineage: Eukaryota; Metazoa; Arthropoda; Arachnida; Trombidiformes; Tetranychidae. The transcript has 2 exons. The coding region runs from base 311 to 1411 and encodes 366 amino acids.
UGUUACUCGCACGUUGAUCUCUGGUUGUUGUUAAUUGUUUUCUUUUAAUUAUGUUGAUAAUUUUAACAAUUAAUUGUUUUACUAGUGAGACUUAAUUGAAUAUGUGUUAGUUUGUUUACUGUUCAACCUGUGAGCUUACAUGAAACUGUAAUUUAAUUUGGAAAGUGUUGAGUUUCAUGUUUACAUUUUCAAUGUGUUUCCCUUAGUAGUUAUUUUUUUUUUUGCUUUAUCAAUUUUCAUUAUCUAACAUGAAGAUUAUCGUAUUUUUAUAUUUUAUAUAAUUGAACAAAAUUAUUCUAAUCUAAGGAUAAUGGAUCAACUUGAUAAACCGUUAACAUUUGCUAUUGGAUUGGCUUUGGGUAUUGCGGCUUCAUCUAUUACUCUUUACAUUCUAAGUAAGGAAACAGAAGAGGAAAUAAAUUUCCUUUCUGCUUCCAGGGAAAGCAGAGGAACUCAGACUAUUCCAGCAAUCGAACCAAAACUUUCUUUUGAUUUAACUCUUGGCGCUUUUCCUCAACCCGAUGGAGCUGAUGAUGAAAAUGACGCUGCUACCCUUCGGUCACCUUCACCUACCAACACUUUCUGUUCAACAGCCACUUAUCCCUCUGCCUAUUAUGAUGCCGAUGAUUCUGUCUCCUUUUAUCGUUUGUACACUGAAGCCUUGGAUAAUCUUAAAUCAGUUCAACCACCUCGGGUGAUUCGAUGUAAACAAAUGUACUGCUCAAGUAAUUCAGAAUUCAUAGCCAAAGUUCACUGCCUUCGAUUGGCUUUCGCUGCUAUUCUAGAUGAUAACAAGAAUCGAACCUAUUUCAAUAGUAUUGGAAGAGAUAUUUUAGAAAUGAUUUCAGCUGGAAGAUCUUUCGAUGUUACCGAUUGUCUUAAAGCCUAUGAUACCUUAAUCGAAUAUGUUACCCAUUCUGAUAAUCAUGAAGAUAUUCGUCGAGAAUUGGAAGCUCGAGGUAUUCCUUGUCUAUCUUUCUAUGAUAUUGUUCUUGAUUAUAUUAUAUUGGAUUCUUUUGAUGAUCUGGAAGAUCCUCCAUCAACUAUACUUAGUGUGGCACAAAAUUCAUGGAUUUCAUCGGGAUUUAGAGAGACUGCUCUUCGAACUGCCGUGAUGACACUUCUCAAAAUGAAAAGAUCAAAAUUAAUGUAUGAGAAAGGAUUUUUCGCCAAUUUCUACAAUAUUCUAGAUUAUAUUCUUCCCGUUUUGAUUUGGGGAUUUCUUGGUAGUGAUCAGAAUUUAAAUUUCAAGUGUACCCUAAUUAAGACAACCCUGUUGAACGCUGUUAAAGAUUAUUUCAAUUUUGAUUGUACCCGUUACACCAAUUUAAAGGAUCUCAGUAGUGAUAUUUUGAGGAUUACCAAUGACUAUUAUGAGCAGUUAAAAGAUAAACUAAUUGACAUUGAUUAGAGUGUUAAAUUAUUACAACCAGAUUAAAGCCAAACCAACAACAACAACACAAUUACAUCGUCACAAAGAAAAUUCAUUGACACAAUUAAUCCAUAAUUAAUCUCCUUCGAUCAUUAAUGUUUUGACCUUUUUCUCGUUUAAUAGAAAACUUAAAUUGUCUUUUUACAUUUGAUUGUUACAUAUAAGAAAAUGAUUCUCUUUUCCUUCCUUAAAUUUCACUUUCAUCGAAGAAAAAAAAAUUAAACUAGUCUUUCUAAUUGUUUACAA